AUGGCGACCCUGAAUUACAAUAAUAACAGGGUAUUUAUACCACUUUUUAGAGUAUUGUGUGUAGUAUUGUUUAUUUCUUUAAGCAGUGGAACUAAUACAAAGAAAAUAAGAGAUGUAACGGAUCGAAAUCAGGGGAAGUUAAGUCUGCAUAAUAUCGGUGAAAAGGAUGAAAAGUUGGCCAAACUGUUUGACGACGAAUAUUAUACAGACACGCGACAAGAAAAUGUCUCCCCAAAGGUCCUGGGUGGCAUUGACAUCGCCAACGAGGCGGUUAAGAUAUCCAUGCAGUUGCUCUGGAUCACCAAUCAAGAAAUUGGUGUGACUGAUAUGCAGACCAUUUAUGAUAACUUGAAAUAUGAAGAGGAACAGUUCAACCCACAGAAGAAGUUGGACUAUAUCACAGAUAGACUGGCAGGGAGGUUCAAAAACUAUCUCCAAGUUCUCAAUACCAAUAAGAUCACAGUGCAGAACCUGUACAAAUUUCAUGUGAAACAACCAAUCACAAAGAAGCUUAGUUGCUGUCAUCUUCCUCCGAUGGAAUUCAGUGAAGAGAGUCAGUAUGGCUGUAAGAUCUCAAAACGGACUAGCUGUGAUUUGUAUCCAGAAAACCUACCAAGAGGGGCCUUUAACCCUGGAAGAAAUCUCACGGAAGUAUGGAAGAGCAAUAUGCAGUACUUUGAUAGUCUGAAAUGGCAGUACUUUAUAUCUGUGGAUGGUAUCCAUACAGAGUAUCCAGCUAAUGCUUUCCAUGGAGAACAUAGAUGUACCAAUGUCCAUGACCACAGACACAGGACGGUCUUUGUGUCAACAGUGCAGCCACAGCCCAAACACAUUGUAAUAGUAAUGGACCAUGGAAAUUCCUUGAGUGCCAACCAAUUGAGAACUGCAAAAGGCAUCGCCAAGCACCUGCUCAACUCCCUUUCAGAGAAAGACAGGGUUGGAGUAGUUGGCUUAGCAUCGCGGCCAACUUUUUCCAGGGCUCCGUCUGAUGAUACAUGUAUCCACUCCUCCAUGGUACCUGUCACAUUUGAGGCGACCCUCUACUUCAGCAAGUUUAUAGACAACCUGGAGAAGGAGGAUGCUUCAACAAACCAUUCCCUGGGAUUCCAAGUUGCUUUUGAUAUAAUUGAAAACAUGGUCAAAAAGACAAAAGGUGCAAAAAUUGAACAAGCCAUGAUAAUCUACAUCAGUCGAGGCCUGUUGUCCUCACUAACUGAGGCUAAGGAUGUGAUGGACGUGAUUUCACAACGUAAUGGUGGCCUCGGACAUCGUGUCAUCAUCAACACCUACGCUGUCAUUGAUGAUGGCAAGCCGAUCAUGUACGAAAAGAGCUUCCUUCAAGACAUAGCCGAUCAGAACUUCCAGAAAUAUAAUGUGCGGAUUAGAAGUCCAAACAAAGUGGUGCCUGGUGUAAUGAUGGCUAUCAACUCCACCAAGGAUCUGAGCAGUUCUGUUGGGAGGUUCUACCUACCCUUCAAUCGUACCACCAACCAUCAUGUACGAUACUCUCUACCCUAUAUAGAUAAAGCAGACUCAGCUCUGACACUAACCAUCAGCCAGACCUGUUUCCAUGACAACCAGGUGAUAGGUGUGACAGGUGUGGACCUACACAUGGAGGACAUCGUACAGGACAUGACUUACUUGGAUGGUGAACAGGCUUACUUGUUCCUUAUCAAUACUGAAGGUUACACAUUGAUGCAUCCAUCAUUCAGUCGCCCAAUCAAGACACAUCUACAGCCCAUGCACACGGAUAUCUGGCACUUUGAAAAUAUGGAUGGAUUUGUCAAGAUACGAAGUGACAUGUUAAAUAAAGAGCGUGGUGAGGAGGUUUUGAUGAUACAGAGGAAAGUGACACCCGCCAAUUCAUCGGAUCCAGUUGUUACCGUCCCAGAGUUUUAUGCUAGAUACAUCUGGAGAAGGGUUGAAGAUACACCAUUCAUUUUGGCUUUAAAAACUGUAUCAGAGAGGAAAAAUAACAGAAAACUGGUUAACAUACCAGUAUCAAAGGAACCUGAGCUAGUGUACCACAGACUGGACCUCGUACCCAAGAACAAGAUGUGCCUACACCUCAAACAGCUAGCUACACCUGAGGUGAGCAGUGUGUUCCUGUCUGCCACAAGUUUCUCCGAGCCAUAUACCUACCUCAGUAAGGAGGAGACCAAGAGGAUGGUCCAGAGUUACCUUCUGUAUCUUUCUGAUAGUCUGGAGCUGCUGACCAAUCCAGGACUCAAUGAUGAUGUGAGAGAUGACGUGACUGCUACCGGGAGAAUCAAUGCAGAAUGGCUAAGAAGAUCCUACACCAGUAAUCUUAACGAUUACAUCAUCCGCAGGUACAUCGCCACACGGAGUGGAGUGUUCCGCAUGCUGCCAGGUACUCUAAUGGAGAAAACAUUUGAUCCUACUAAACGGUCAUGGUACCAGCGUGCCAUGCAGUACCCAGACCAGGUGACCCUCACCUCUCCAUAUUUGGAUGUGGGCGGGGCUGGCUACAUCACUACUAUAAGCCACACAGUAUUUGAGGGAAAGCGUGCUCCACACAGUACCACAGAUCCAGUCGUCGGAGUGAUGGGGAUGGACAUCACACUUGGGUACUUCUACAAACUCCUUGUAGAGAAUAUCCCCAUGUGUCAACAUCCUACUGUGAAGUGCUUUGUUAUGGAUGACACCGGAUACCUGAUCGCACAUCCAGCAUUGAUUGAGCCUAAUGGCAAAGGUCCAGUAGAACAGCAACAUAUUACUCACCAGGAACCCUUGGUGGCUAAUGAUAUCCUGAAUCAUGAACACUUCGUGAGGAAGGAGCUUUGUAAUCGGUACAAUGACCGUACUGUCCAAAGGUUCUACAAGUUCAACACCAGCCUGGAGGGAGUUCUUACUAACAGAGUACAUGGAGAACACUGUGCACGUUAUCAGAUAACACACAUUCCUGGAACUAAUGCCUUCAUCGCAAUAGUUAAUCACACAUGUGACACAGCAACUGCUUUCUGUCCUUGUAGUAUGUUUGACCGUCUGUGCCUGAACUGUAACAGAAUGGAACAGAUUGAAUGCGAGUGUCCUUGUGAAUGCCCUCUAGCAAUGAAUUUCUGUACCGGUGCCUUAUUGAAGGAAGAGGAUAUGAACCCCAGCUGUCCUCGUUAUCCAGAGCCAGAGAUGCUGUUUCCACUGGAUAAUGAGCUGAUGGAAAACUUGGAACCCUGUCGCAGGCCCUUGUGUAGUGAACGCACCAGUAAAAUGACGUGUAUUGGAGUAAUGGGUUGUCAGUGGUGCCAGGUGGCCGAGGAUGGAUUAACUCCCCUGAAAGGACCAUACUGUGCUGACCAGCGUGUGUGUUUUGGUGGCAUUGAAGGUGCCCAAACUCCUUAUGGAGACCAGAUUAAAGCGUUGUUAUAUACUGACCCUCCACCACAAGUAAAGAGUGCCCCAGUCGGACCUGUGGCAGGAGGUAUAAUGGGAUGUUUUCUGGUGUUGGCCCUCGGUGUGUAUUGCUACCGACAUCAUAUUCAUCGCGACUCCCACCAGUACAUCACCAGUCUCCCAGACAACCCUAAUCGCAUGUCGCAAUACUACGAGGCUGAGGAGGUGGAGCCUACAGAUGACCCAGGCUCAGGUCAUACAAACUUUGUGUUAGCAACUUUUGACAAUGCAGCGAGUGUGUCGCCAUAUCGUGUGAAUACAUCUUAUCGCCGGCCUGCUGGUGGGGAUAGUGACCAUGGUUAUAGUACGAUGACUCCACAUGAGGACAGUGAACAUGCAAGUCUUCCCUGCCUCGAACCUCUUAUCAUUGGCAAAGACCGUUAUAGGCCUGGACCUUAUUCAGUGGUAGCCAAAAAUCCUAUAUUACCCCCUCCCCCUAGUAACUAUAGACGGAGUCGAAGCCCGACUCCACCCUUAACAAGACUGUCGGGAUGUCACCAGUCCAUACCCGAGCAAACGUGCAUACCACAGACGAUCAUUAAUACACCCAUACCGGAGUUACCCAACAACAUCAUAGCCAAUGUACAAGUACAUAUGGUGGACACACACUGAAAAUCAGUCUCAUUUAAUCUAUUAUUUCAUUAUUUAAGUUAAUUUAUCAAGGCCAGCAAAAGUACAAUUGAAUCAUUGUGUUUCAUUUUGUGGUGAAUCAAAUCUCCAUGUGCCCAUAUUCCUGUGGAAAUCUUUCUACAGAAAAAUGUAUUGGGAAGACUAAAUUGGGGAAAUGAUAUGUUCUGAUAGAAUCUCACGUGUUGUGGAAAAACUUUAUGGUGGAUCAUUUGUAUUACCGAUAGUUGUGAGAAUCACCUAUGUGGAUUGUGCAACAGUAUUCACGUCUUUGUAUCAUCAUCCAAGUAUUUUCCUUGCCCCGACGUCUGAUAGCUGUUUUAACAACGAGCUGUGUUACCUGGACUGAUGACCCAGGUGAAGUUGAUAGUGCGUCAGAGGAGAUUUGGUGUGAUUCAUGCCAGGAAUAUGCUGGAAGAGAACAUGAUGAUCUGUUUUUUGAAAGGCUUUAGCGAAAACUUUGAUAAGCCUAAAAGUAUUUUUCAGUUCAUGUGGAGUUCAUAAUUAUUGGAACCAACUGCUCCAGCCAUGAUUUUAAAGGUUUUGUGUGUUGAUUUGAAAUCAAACAUUUUCACAUACAAAAUUAAUAUGACUUUGUGAUUUGUGCCAGGGCUCAUCGCUGUUGACAUUUAGGUUGUAAAUUUGUGAAAAUGUCCUUCGGACCAAAAGUCUUGAUUUAAUACAAAAUAUGGCUUAAUAGCAGCAAAGGACAGUGAAAAUGUGCCCCUGUCUCUGGGACAAAGGUCAAAUAGAAAAGGAUCUCAGGAAAAAAUUUGUUAUCUGGGCAUAUUGGUGUGUACACUAUAUAUACAUGUACUGUUGAAUGAAAUGGCAGAAAAAUCGUUACAUGAAAAAUUGUAUGUAAUUAUAUAUAUAUAUAUUCUCCCUUGUGCAACAUUAUCCAAAUGCAACAGAAAUGAAAUUCUUGCAAAACCUUCAAAAAUAUGCAUCGAAAGGAUUUUAAGAGAAAAUUCUGCCAUGUGGGUUGAUAAGGAUAAAAACAUAGGGGUCGUUAUAUCUUUUAUGUUAUUUGUUUUUUUGUUUAUUUGUAUAAUUAACCAGGCAUAUGAACAUGCUUCUUAAUGUUUGCAUCUUCUACAAAUACAAUAGGUUGUUCCAUCUUAACCAAAGGUUGUAAAAACUUUUUGCUUGAUAUAUUCAAUGCCAUGUAAAGCAUAGAAUUAUCUCCCUUUAUGGAUUUCUACAUUGAUUAUCAAAUUUUUAGCUUUUUUAAAAUUGUUUUUUAUCAAUAUCUGAGUUACCAAGAUUCAGUUAAUAUUUAUUUUAUAUGAAAUUUAUUCAAUAGUGCUAUGUUCAACUUAUUGCCAUUCACCUAGUUGAAAAAAUGCUAUAAAUAUCACUUGGAAAUUCAGUUGAAUUUUGAAGUAAUUAUGAACCUACACAAGUACAUGUGAAGAAACAGCUUCUUUUGUCUUUUAUUUUUUUCAGAGCAAGCUUUUAUGUUUUGGAAGGGUUGGGGUGUUCGUAUCGAUAAAUUUGUGAUAUAGAUAUAAGAAUAUAGGAGAAAGCAAUCAAUUUUGACGGAGUUGCUUUCCCUUUGUUUGUAGAAUUAAACUGCUGAAUAUAUUUAUGCAAGUUGCUGGCGACAUUUCCUUGUGUCUCCCUGCUCUGUGUCUAUGUAUGCAAAUCUAUUUCUCUGUGCAAUUGUUUGGUUUUACAUGUUAAAUGGAUCAUCAAACAUCUAGGCUUUUCUUUCAUCGUGCCUGAACUUGUGAUACUUCAAACUGCUAGGUGUGACAAGUUCCAGUAGGCCACUAUAUGACUCAUUUUGUAUAACCGUCUUAUGUUUUAAAAAUUUAAAGAAACGAAAUUAAUCCACUGACUGCCAAAAUGCUGCUUACAAAUUAACUUCUUUUUCUGCUAAGUGAUCUUGCUACCAAGGACGGUUUAUCCAUAGACAUGUGAUUGAUUUAAAACAAGUUUUAUUAUUAACAUAUCUAUAGAUAUUUUACGAAAAGUUUACACAGACGUUAACUUUUUAUUUCUAUUCAUUUUAGAUUAAAACUAGUGUUAAUUGAUAAAAGAAGAAUUCAAAA
This is a messenger RNA of Ylistrum balloti, 6095 nucleotides long. RefSeq names its product VWFA and cache domain-containing protein 1-like. The record is from RefSeq and is a predicted model, not a curated record. Gene Ontology annotation, cellular component: voltage-gated calcium channel complex. Gene Ontology annotation, molecular function: voltage-gated calcium channel activity. The transcript has 30 exons. Lineage: Eukaryota; Metazoa; Mollusca; Bivalvia; Pectinida; Pectinidae. Bases 1 to 4023 code for a protein of 1340 amino acids.